Molecule: messenger RNA, 4324 nt
Organism: Umbelopsis ramanniana AG
Lineage: Eukaryota; Fungi; Mucoromycota; Umbelopsidomycetes; Umbelopsidales; Umbelopsidaceae
Exons: 17
Coding region: 12-4220 (1402 amino acids)
Cellular component (GO): cytoplasm
Molecular function (GO): protein binding; ubiquitin-protein transferase activity
Source: RefSeq, a predicted model, not a curated record
CUUACUCGCUAAUGCCUAACUCGAAUUCAACGCAGAAUGGAGAGAUGGCAAAAGCGUUGACGCUUUAUGCUGUUGGAUUUACCUCCAUUCUCAUGGUCUAUUCCAUCUAUACCCACAUCAAAACUCUCCAAUCCAAUAUACCCGAGCGAGGUAGACGUCGACGGGACAAAUGGGACUCGAACAAGAAGCGGCGACUAGAGGAUGCCAUAGACUUACGAUCGCUGUCGCUUUUGACAAAGUCUGACAAUAUCAACCUCCAAAACAGUGCAGCAAAGAUUGUACUCGAACGCUCGAUGCAAGAGGAUUUCCUAGCAUCCGUCAUACAGGCGUGCAGGACCACAGAGACAGCUGAAUCCGUCAUAAUGGGAAUAUCAGCACUGCAGCUGCUUUCAAGAACAGAGGCCAACAAAAAGAAAUUGGUGGACGCUGGAGCACUGGAUGUUUUGGUUGAUGUUUUGAAGAGGGACGAGGAAGAUAUACCAGAGUCGACACAUAGGUCUUCAGCUGUCGCUCUUUGUGACUUAAUUCAAUCUCAUGACGACAGGAAAAUUCACAUUUUGGAAAUCGGAGUAUUGGACCCAUUGAAGCGAAUCCUCACUUCCGACACGAUACGCAAUAACGAGCUGAAAUAUUGGAGCUUGAUGGUGCUACAUCAAGUAUCACUUUCAGAACCUUUUCACCGUCCAUUGAUCACCAAUGGAUUUGUGGCUAUACUGGCAAAGAUGGCGCGUAUGACAUUUGGUAACACGAAUAUGCCAAAGUUCUGCAUGCAAAGUUUAGUUCGUGUCAUCGCCAGUGUAGACCAAGUUGAGGCUAGAGCAAUUUUGACGGAACUACUGGACUAUAACAUAGUCAGCCUAAUUUCUGUCUGUUUACGAAGUGACGAUGUUGAGCUCAUCUACUGGGCAGCCGGUUUAAUGCACGAGUUUGUGUUGAAAGAUGUUGCAGCUGCCGAAUUCCGACAGAUCAAAGGUGUUCAAACGAUCCUUCUUUCGCUUCUUACUGCGGAUGAAAUGUAUAUAUCUAGAGUGGUCCUGAGAACCAUCAAAUUCAUGGCACAUGGACAAGAGCAAUUUCGUCUAGAGAUGGUUCGAACCGGGUUAAUUACUAAGAUCAUGCACUGCUUGACUUCCGAUGAUGACGAUGUACGAUAUUGGGCCAUACUUUGUAUACAUGAUUGCGCUGGUCAAGUCGAAGCACAACCAGAUAUCUUAAGCGCAACUGAAUUUCCAAUCAUGCUUGAACUUGGUUCAUCCAACAAGUCGCAAGCAAGUGCGUAUGUGGCUGAUAUAUUAUCAUUGAUAUGCUGUUUGAACAGCAACAAUAAUAAUUUAGCCCCUCACUCGGAAGCGAUUGUGGCAACACUUAAUAACUUGUUGAUGUGGGAAGAGCCAGAAAUUCAAUAUAAUGCUGCUGGCGCUUUGUUUAAUAUGAUGGCUAUGAGUGACGACUAUACCGCUCUCAUUUGCAGCAAAUGUUUAAAUUCGUUUAUCACUGUCAUACUGGAAACUAAUCGCGAGCGCGUGCAACUGACUUGCGCUAAAGCUCUGUUAAUGCUUGGAAUUCGAGAUAAUUCCUUAAUCACUCGUAUUAUAUUACAAGUGAUUGAGCCUCUUAUGGCUCGAUUUGUUGAGCUUUGCUACCAAGCGACUCCAGUCUUUAUUGCUGGAUUGACAUUGGAACGAAAAGUGAAUGUUGUGAAAUACACUGCACCUACUCUGGAAGAUGCCGAGGUCGAUAAUGUCAAGGAAGAGCUACCAGAUUACAUUUCUAUAACCCCUGGUGGAUAUAUCAGCAACGCAGCAAGACUGGAACAACGUCUUCAGGCUGUUGUACGCCCACGGGAUACACAAAGCGAGAAUCUUAGUGCUAUCUCUGCCGCUAUAAGUCAAGUACCCGCUAUUAUACCAAACAGCUCUCCUCGUGAAGUGUUUCGAGCUGCAUACGAUCGAUAUAUAACAAAUAAUAGUGGCGAAGGCAGCUCUUCUAGUCAGACAACAUCUUCCACAACAAAAUCCAGCAAUCUCCCACAAGCAGAAAUUACCUCCGCUUACAAAGAAAAGAUGCUUGGCACUUUGAACUCAUUGAGGGUUCUUACAGAGAAUGAAACCAUGUUUUCUCAAGUGCUGAGUGGAAGCAUCUUUGAGGGAAUGAUUGCCGGUAUGCAGGCUGUGGAGCGAAUGAUGGAUAUCAUUGCUGAACAAUACAGUGAAAGUGGGGAAGACGAUGAAAGCGCAUCAGGAAAACGCCAGAACCGUAAAAAGUCUUCUCAAGUGACUGGUGACGCUUUCCGGGACUUUGAUACAGGCACACCAAAGGGGUCUCGAAGAGACUCGGAUGGAUUCAAAAAUACCGCCGUUCAUACUACGUUGCUACCAGAUACUGUGCAAAGUUUUGUGGAUUCACUUGUCCAUCUCACUGUGCUGCCGGCUAUCAAUAUCUGGGCUGUCCGAUACAACAUGUGCAUCACUUCAGCGCAGAUGGAUUAUGAUACUGCGAGGGAAAAGAUAGCCAAUUUAUUAGACAUUGUCAACAGGCUGACGUUCGUAUGUCAAGAUAGUAAUCCCACCAAUACAUCUGUAGCUGCGAUACCUCCACCAAUCAUUAGUGACACUGAUAAGGCUGAAGAUCUUGGCGACCAUCCAGUAGAAAUUGGAAAGGAUGACGAUUCAGAUCAAUUACGGCGACUAACGUCUGCUUUCACCCCCACCAAAAAUUGUGGUAAAGAUACAGAGGCUCAGUCACCUUCUGGGAACUUCACGACCUCAGCCGGUAUCCCGAAACUUAGAAAGUCCACUAUACCAUUUGCAACAAGAGCAUUGCUUAGCAUCCGAUCCUUGGUCAGAUAUACCCCAGUCAGAAAUUACCUCGAACAGGAAGUUGGGUUCAUUAGCAUUAUGAUCAACUUGUAUCAUGAAUGCAGGUCCAUGUCAGAAAGCGUCAUGCUGUGCCUGGGUAUUAUGGUGCUAUCAGUAGAUCCAACUAGCAAAUUGCUGCUUUCCAACGUACAAUUGUUAACGCCAGUGAUAUGGAGAAACAUUCUAUCGACUUUAUCGCAAACAUACACCACCGACUUUUAUUCGCGUUCCAUGCUAGUCUAUUGUCGCGAGCUUUCAUCAUACUAUCGUCAGCAAACCUGGAAUCCGAAUGAGGACAGCUUUGCGAUUGAUAAUCAUGAAAGCAAAACAUACGUCCAUUUGGAACGCGAAGAACAUUCAAAGCUUUGCGUAGUGGAUAUUGAAAACUGGUUGGAGGUCCGCAAUGACUCAUGGACGUUUGAAACACUUCGAGCCACACAUGGUACGCCCAUUGUUACUGAUGCAUGCGUCGAGAAGUGUUUUGCCUAUGAACUUGAACCUUGUACGGAUGGGCUUAUUCAAGUCGGGUGGGCUAGCAAGGAGGCCCGAUUUGACCCAGAAGGUGGUAUGGGAGUUGGUGACGACGAUUAUUCAUAUGCAUUUGAUGGGUGCCGUGCUCAAAAGUGGCACGGCCGUUGGAGCGACGAGAGAAGUACUUAUGGACAAGAAUGGAACGCUGGAGAUGUCAUCACUUGUCUCGUAGACCUUGAAGCUGGAAAAAUGUCCUAUUAUCGAAAUGGCGUGGAUAUGGGAGUUGCUUUCGAACGUGUGGCAUGCGAUAAAACAUGGUAUCCGGCUAUCUCAGUAUCCACCAGUCAAGGUUGUAAAGUGUACUUUGGAGGAGAGUACGAUCCACUACGCUAUGCGCCGCCUGGUUACAAAGGGAUAGCAUCUCUGUCGUCAUCUGCUGUCUCUCUGGUCUUACCUCCACCACACAUCAAAUUACCGCCUAUCCCUAACCCAGAAGGUAGAAUAUCUCGCAGGGGAUCUGCAAGCAGUGGCUUGAGUGGUAUAUCGUCUGUUGAGGCUGUAGAAGAUGAGGCUAUAUCAAUCGAGGAUCCUGAAGCCAGUGUGGAAAACACUACAGGAGAACAAGACACGCUACAAGCUGACUUUGAUGGAAACGUCGAACCCAACCUGGUGCCGGUUGACAAAGUCCCCCCUUGGGAUGCCACACCGGUGAUAACCACUAGUCAAGAACCGCGAUUUAAUACGAACGACGAGCAUGAUCUGGAAAUAUGUUCUUACGACUGGAGCUGUUUGUUACCUUCACUUUAUUUUGAAGUAGAACUGCAUUUUCGACGCGUAUCCGAAUUUGAAAUAAGCGACGACAAGCGGUGGUAUGUGAAGCUACUUCUAUAAAACUGACAUGCUUAGGGCUUACCUGUAACAAUUCACAAUCGACUUAAAACGUUUCAUUAUUACAUGAUAGGAUUGCUCGCAUAGGAAUGACAGACCUUUCAAUG